Molecule: messenger RNA, 1728 nt
Organism: Vidua macroura (Pin-tailed whydah)
Lineage: Eukaryota; Metazoa; Chordata; Aves; Passeriformes; Viduidae
Product: glioma pathogenesis-related protein 1-like
Exons: 6
Coding region: 181-978 (265 amino acids)
Cellular component (GO): extracellular region
Source: RefSeq, a predicted model, not a curated record
GCCCGCGGCGAGGGCCAGGCCACGCCCAGCUGCCCUCAGCUAACGAGGGGCUCUAUAAAGGCAAGCCAGGCACGGAGCCUGGCGGAUUUCAGCACCACCAGCUCGGGACAUCUAGGGGUGCCCCUAUAUCCACUGUGGUGACUUUCUGCUUGCACUAUCUUUCUUCUUCUCCCUUUCUCAAUGACAAGCAGAUUUUCUACUUGUGUGCUGGCUUUAGUACUCUUUUGUUAUUCCUCUAAUUCUUAUGAUCCAUCGGCGUUGCCUGAUCCUCGGGAUCCAAAGUUUAUUCAGGAAUGUGUGCAAACCCACAACACAUUGCGGUCCAGAGUGGAUCCACCAGCCAGCAACAUGCUCUACAUGAGUUGGGAUCCAGAUUUGGCAAAGACUGCAAAAGCUUGGGCAAGUAAAUGCUUAUUUAAACAUAAUAUAUACCUCAAAGAGCGAGGGAAAGUUCACCCCAGAUUUGCUUCCGCUGGAGAAAACAUCUGGACUGGCUCACUUUCUGUCUUUACCGUGAAAGCAGCCCUUGCCUCUUGGUACCACGAGGUCGAAUCCUAUGAUUACGACACCAAUAGGUGCAGUAAAGUAUGUGGCCACUAUACGCAGGUAGUUUGGGCUACAAGCUACAAGGUUGGGUGUGCUGUCCACUUCUGUCCCACAGUGAAAUACAUCUCCAUACGCAACGCAGCACACUUCGUCUGCAACUAUGGGCCACCUGGGAAUUAUCCAGUGCGCCCAUACAAGACCGGAGGAGCGUGCAGUGAGUGCGGUGGUGAGCAGUGUACCAUGCAGCUGUGUCAAAAUGCAGAGCGUGACAAAGUCAUUGAGGAUUCCAGGUGGCAUCCAGAGUGGGACAGGCCUGCAUGUGAUGAGUUCUGCAUCUCCGUUAUUGCUUUAAGGUCGCUACUCCUUAUACUGACAUUUGUGGCCUCCUGGCUCUUAUCAAAAUACUGGUCUCUAGUACCUGCCAGUGGGUAACACACAUGUAGAAGACCAUUAAGAGCACUUGGCUCAACUCAUCUGUUCCAUUCACAUAAGUUACAGGCAGCACAAACAUUGGUAGAGACAUUGUUUGCAUCCACAGGUGAUUUAGAAGUACAGAAAUAACAUCCUUAUUGCAGGUCAUAGUUACAAGCACUGAUAAGCAGCUUUCUCAUUGCUCAGAACCAGUUAAAAGUUAAAAUGAAUUUUGAUGUUAAAAUUGCUUUAAAAGUUCAACAGUUAAAAUAUUUUUUAAAGUGGAGCAGUGUGCAUUUGAUCUGGUGAGUAGAGGAGCACAUUGUCCAGGCAGCACACUUAGGUGGCAGGCAGCUGCCCAACACACUUUAGGAAGGGCUGGAAUGUCCAGCCCAGGAGCCAGGCCCCAGCCCACAGCCAAGGCACAGGCAGAGCAUGCCUGUCUCAUUCCUACUACACUCUUACCUUGGGCACUCCUACAGCAAGACGCAGAGUGGCCUGUAUAAUUUAAAUUUUUAAAGGAAUUUUUGGAUCCCUGUGAGCUCUGGCAUUCGCAUCCUGGGGCAGGCAGCACACUUCCCAGUCUCACAGAGCACUUGUCAUUGGUACUUUGCUUAGAAUUUGCUUUUAAACUCAAGGCACCUGUGCCUAAACAGUUUCCCUUGUGUUUACAUGGUUAUAUAUCACUGCAAUCUUUCCUGUUGUGGUUUUUUAUUUUUUUGAGCAUAGGGGUUUUAGUGCUGUUUCAAAGAAUAAAUCAUUAUUUCCUGC